CCACACCUAGCUCAUAUCGACUGAGGCCGGCCGCCGAGUCGGUCACAAAAUUUUUCUACACUUUUACAUUUGGUUUCCCAAAAAAAAAAAAGAAAAAAAAUAUCAACAAUUUUACUAACAUGCCCGUCACCUACAGGACACGCACACUGCCGCAACAGCGGAAUCUGGUCCCCAAUCUUUUGAGGUCCAUACUACAUGUCUUGGAGGAGGCGCACCGGCCCAUGAGUGAAACAGAGCUGAACUCCGUCCUGGGAAUCCAGUACCGACGCAACGAUCCGGAGUUCUAUCGCCAAGUGCAAAUCAAUCUGCGCGAUGGCGUCGAAUACGGCAUUCUAAAGCGCCAGCGAAACCACUUUUCGCUGCGAUCCAGACGACUGGGUGAACUGAUGUCUACUCUUGGAUCCUCGCCAAACCAAUGAACUUUGGAAAACCGCCAAAUAGGGCAGAUAAUACCCCGAAAAAGAACGUUCACCAUACGAAUCGCCACACCCCUUUGAUUACACCCGACGAAAGUACACUUAA
This is a messenger RNA of Drosophila yakuba, 522 nucleotides long. RefSeq lists its product as uncharacterized. The transcript has a single exon. The record is from RefSeq and is a predicted model, not a curated record. Bases 120 to 419 code for a protein of 99 amino acids. Lineage: Eukaryota; Metazoa; Arthropoda; Insecta; Diptera; Drosophilidae.